This is a messenger RNA of Galleria mellonella (greater wax moth), 1307 nucleotides long. RefSeq lists its product as uncharacterized. The record is from RefSeq and is a predicted model, not a curated record. Lineage: Eukaryota; Metazoa; Arthropoda; Insecta; Lepidoptera; Pyralidae. The coding region runs from base 170 to 1147 and encodes 325 amino acids. The transcript is spliced from 2 exons.
UGUCAGGUGACGGUACUUGGAAGAAAAGAGGCUUUUCAUCUCUGCUCGGCGUAUCUACGUUGAUCGGCAAGUACACUGGGAAAGUUUUAGAUGUCAUGGUCAUGAGUAGUUUUUGUGGUGGAUGUAAUUUGUGGAAAAAAAAAAAAAAAAAAAUCCUUUAGAAUACGAAAUGUGGUAUGAAACGCAUGUAGAUGAAUGCACCAUAAACCAUUCCGGAAGUUCCGGUAAAAUGGAAAUAAGUGCCAUCACGAAAAUGUUUCUGAGGUCUGUAGAAAAAUAUGGCGUAAAGUAUCUAACAUACAUUGGCGACGGUGACAGCAAAACUUUCAAGGGGAUCCUAGAUACUAAACCGUAUGGAGAUACUGCGGUAACACAAAAAGAAUGUGUGGGUCACGUAGAAAAGAGGAUGGGAACACGACUUCGGGCUGUUAAAAAGGAUAAAACCAAUAAAGGAAUAGGAGGAAAAGGAGCAGGUAAACUUACUGAUAAAGUUAUCCAAGAAAUUACAAAAUUCUACGGAUUAGCAAUUCGACGCCAUCCAGAUUCGCUUGAAGAUAUGAGAAAGGAAGUUUGGGCAACGUACUAUCACAAAUGUUCUUCUGAUCAAAACCCUCAGCAUCAAUUUUGUCCAGAAGGCGAAGACAGUUGGUGUAAAUGGCGUAAGGCUGAAGCUAAUAAUGAACUGGACCAAUUUCAUCACGAUAAACCACCUCUAAUUCCGCAAGUCCAAGAAGCUAUCAAACCGGUUUUCGAAGAUUUAUCGAAAGACGAAUUAUUAAUUCGUUGUUUAGGAGCAGAGACACAAAACAAUAACGAAUCUUUGAAUUCUUUGAUUUGGACUUUCGCUCCUAAACAUCUUCAUUCUGGUCCCAAAAUUGUUGAAAUUGCUAGCUACUUAGCAGUUAUUAUCUUUAAUGAAGGUUUUCAAGGUAUUUUAAAAGUUAUGUCGAUUAUGGGAUGCCCUGUUGGUCGUGAAGCCCAAGCGUAUGUUGAGAAACGGGAUGAAAAGCGAAUCUUACGUUCUGAGCGGCGCGUAAGUGAUGUCGUUAAACAAGCCAGGAUUGACUCAAGAGCUGAACAAUCUGCUUUAAAAGAGUUUCACGAGGAAGAGGAAGGAAUACUCUAUGGACCAGGCAUCGCCGAUUGAGAAUAAGCCGAUCAGCCGGAAUCGUGGAGGAAGUGGGAGCUCUUUUUUUCGAGGCGGGGGUGUUCAGAGCGCUGUAACUCUAGUUUGACUGAAUAUUUUUAGCUGAAAUUUUAUAUUUAUACUGUCCAAAUAUGUGUUAAUAAAUGAUAAAAAACUUGAA